Messenger RNA from Klebsormidium nitens, 213 nucleotides. Lineage: Eukaryota; Viridiplantae; Streptophyta; Klebsormidiophyceae; Klebsormidiales; Klebsormidiaceae. The record is from the annotation of a GenBank genome assembly.
AUGGGGCGGGCCAGGGGUCUGGGGCUGCAACCGCUUGGGACGGUCCUGAUGGCCAUUUGUGCACUGUGCUGCGGCAAUGUUCCAACCGCAUCUGCAUGCGACGCCGCAGAUCCAUUCAUCGGCCAAAUCUGCUGGGUAGCAUUUACCUACGCACCAAGGAAUUGGGCAUUCUGCGACGGACAGCUGAUGCAAAUCUCCGAAAAUCCGGCUUAA